AUGAGCGACUACGAAGACGAAUACGAUGAUUACGAGGCCGACUUCUUCUACGUCGAAGAUGAAUACAUGGCAGCCGAUGAUCUAGCAGAGCACGCCGUAGCAUCUCCUCCACCCGCAACCUGCGGCGAUGAGGAUGCAGAGGAAGACUGGGACCGAUUCGACUACUUCAACGACCUCGAGUACGCCUCGGACGGCUACGACGACGCCACGUUCCAAGCCCACGACGUCAAGGGCGCAAAAGCUGGCAUGAAGAGGAAGCGAGGUGUCAAGAGUCUCCCAGCCACGAAGAGAAGAACCACAAAACGUGACAGCGCGCAGACAGAGCCGACGGCAGUAGUAGCCCAUUCACCCAUAGUAUGGCGUUCACAAGCCGACCGCGGCGCAAAACCCAAAAUGCUAGAAGAAAACGCCCAACCAUACGCUCUCUUCAAGAACUGGCGCGAGAAACUCGCACACAUACCCGAGUGGGCGAAAGCCUCACCACCCAGCCCGCCCGGCGCAGAGUCUUCACGUUUGGACAAGGGAAAGGGGAGGAUGGCUUUUGUCACUGAGCCCGCCUCGCCGCCGUACGAUGACGACGACCAUGUCGGAGAUGAAAUCGAGGAAGGUGAAGACGUCGCCAUGGACGAAGAACCAUCCAUCGAUAAAGACACACUCAUGGCAGCACUCCAACGUCAACUCGCGGCCGCCGGCGGUCCCCUGAGCAACAUGGAUCACAACCAACUCCUCGAGUACGCACUACGCAUGAUGAGCGACCAAGAUGCCGGCGACGACAUUGCAGGCGAGAUGGCGGAUGCCAUGUUGCAAGGCGGCGACGAUGACGAAGAUGAUACCGAGGCCGAGGAGAAGAUGCUGGAGUGGGUGGCGCGGCAGCGUAACGGUGGCAAGGACGAACAACCAGUCCAAGGCGACGACGGUGAUGAAGACGACACCGGACCACAGGAGAAGAUGCUCGAGCGUGAUGGUGGUGUGGACGAACGGGACACGGUCGACCGGGCUGGUGACGAACAAACCGCAGUUGAUCGACCGCCCAAACACACCCUCAAACGCAAAGCAGAACAGCAGCUAGACGAAGAAACAGGGUCAAAGCAGAUAAAGAAGAGGGUGACGAGGAGUUUCGACAAACCAACCGAGGCUAGUCUGGCGAAGGCUGCGAAACCGGAAAAGGCGGAGAAACCGGCGACUAGGUCAAGUGCGAGACUUCGUUAAUUUUGACGUAUAUAGCAUCCAUGGUACAUUGGACCUUGGUAUCAUAGGGGAUGGGUAGAUUGGACGCGUAUAAGGGCAGGUACGACAGGAGAGACAGGAAAAACGGGUUCUAGACCUGAUUUCGGCAUGACAUGAAUUCUGAUGGACAUGGGCACAUGGGAAAAUUAAUGUACUGGAUUCUAGCUCCACGAGUGUUUCUUCUACACAUCAAGGCUUGGUCCUUAGAUAUAAGCGUUUUCCCAACAAGAGGCCAUG
This is a messenger RNA of Pyrenophora tritici-repentis Pt-1C-BFP, 1464 nucleotides long. RefSeq names its product PMG multi-domain protein. The record is from RefSeq and is a predicted model, not a curated record. NCBI's taxonomy places the organism in Eukaryota, Fungi, Ascomycota, Dothideomycetes, Pleosporales, Pleosporaceae.